AUGAUGGAGCAAAAAGAACGUUCGCCUUCUACGGCUUCGACGCCUGUUGAGUCUGCCGUACCCGUCACGGAAACGUCAGUACAGAAACCAGAAAACGAACAAGAAGAGAAAAAGGAUGGAUCGUUCAAAUACUACUUGCGCGUCUUCAAAUACAACGACACCAAGGGGUGGGUCGUCAACGCCGUUGCCUUUCUCUGCAUGAUUGCUUCGGGUACCGCUCUUCCCUUGAUGGAUGUCGUCUUUGGCGCAUAUGUCAAUGUAUUCAAUGACUUUGUCGCCGGCACCCUGUCACCUGCUGGGUACCGCAAGCAGGUCGCGCACUAUGCCCUCUUUUUCAUCCAUCUCUUUAUUGGAAAGUUUGUCUUGACGUACAUCUGGACGGUCGCCGUUUCCAUCACCUCGAUCCGCGUCGUCAAGAAGAUGCGCGUCGACUUUGUCCGGCAGACACUCCGCCAGGAAAUUCCCUUCUUCGACGCCCCCUCCAGCUCCAUCUCCAGCCAGAUCACCACGAAUGGCAACCUCAUCACCAACGGCAUCGCCGAGAAGCUAGGCAUCACCAUCCAGGCCAUAUCCACCUUUGUCGCCGCCUUUGUCGUCGCUUUUGUAGUACAGUGGAAGCUGACAUUCAUCGUCAUCUCCAUUGUCCCCGUCAACAUUCUUGUGACUGUCAUCUGCGUCAUGUUUGACAUGGUCUACGAGUACAAAAUGUUUGACAUUUACAGCAAGUCCGGCACCAUUGCCGAAGAGGCAUUUGCCACCAUCCGCACCGCUCACGCCUUUUGGGCCUUUCCCAAGCUCUCCCGCCGCUUUACCAAAAUUCUCGAGGAAGCGCGCCAGGUCGGCAACAAAAAGUCGCUCAUUUACGCCAUUCUCUUUUCCUUUGAAUUCUUUUGCAUUUUUGCCGGCUACGGUCUGGCCUUUUGGCAAGGAAUGCGCAUGUACGCCAGCGGUGAGAUUACCAAGCCUGGCACAGUUGUAACCGUCAUCUUUGCUGUUCUGGUCGCUGCCCAGGCCCUCACCCAGAUCGCUCCCCAAACCGUCGCCGUCUCCAAGGCUGCCGCCGCCGCCCACGACAUGUUUGCCGUCAUCGAUCGCCAAUCCGCCGUCGACUCGCUCUCCACCGCCGGCAAAACCAUUCCCGAUUUCCAGGGCAACAUCAAAGUCUCCAACAUUGACUUUUCCUAUCCUUCACGCCCCGACGUGCCCAUCCUCAAAAACUUUAGCAUCGAAAUUCCCGCCAACAAGACGACGGCCUUUGUCGGCGCCAGCGGCUCGGGAAAGAGCACGAUCUUUGGCCUGCUGGAGCGCUGGUAUGCCAGCUCGGCUGGUGAAAUCAUGCUCGACGGUCAUAAACUGACAGACCUCAACCUUCAAUGGCUGCGCACCAGCAUGCGCCUCGUCCAGCAGGAGCCUACCCUAUUUACUGGCAGCAUCUACCAGAAUGUAGUCGAUGGACUGUCCGGCACCGCCAUGAUUGACUUGCCCGAGGAUGAAAAGCGACGCCUCGUUCAGGAAUCCUGCAAAUCUUCCUACGCGCACGAUUUCAUCUCUGAGCUACCCAACGGCUAUGAUACCAUGAUUGGUGAGCGUGGUGCCUCGCUCUCGGGUGGUCAAAAGCAGAGAAUUGUGAUUGCGCGCAGCAUCAUUUCCAAUCCCAAGGUUCUCCUCCUCGACGAAGCCACCAGUGCCUUGGAUCCCAAUGCCGAAAAGAUUGUCCAAACAGCAUUGAACAAUGUCGGCAAAGGACGAACCAUGAUUGCUAUUGCCCACCGUCUCUCCACCAUCCGCACCGCCGACCAGAUCAUCGUCAUGUCCAAGGGCCAAGUCCUUGAAACCGGCACCCACUCUGAGCUCAUCAAGAUGAACGGCAAGUAUGCAGCCUUGGUCCGUGCCCAAGAUCUCGGCGACGGCGAUGCGUCUACAGACAGCGAUGGUGGAGAGGACGCCAAGCCCGAGGAAGCUCUUGAGCUCAUUGCCUCACGCGCAUCAGCGGGCGCGCAGAGCGUCCAAAUGGAAGCCGAAAAGGGACCUAGCUAUGGCUUAUUCAUGGGACUGUGGAUCAUCGUCAAGGAGCAGCCCGAGCUGUGGUGGUACCUUUUCAUCAUUUCGCUGUGUGGCAUCGCCGGCGGCGCCACCUAUCCCGCGCUCGCCGUGCUGUUUGCGCAGACCAUGGAUGCGUUCACCACCAUCAACGUCCCCAAGGCCAACUUUUACGCCCUCAUGUUCUUUGUCGUCGCGCUCGGCAACCUCGUCGCCUACGCCAUCUCUGGAUGGCUCGUCAAUCUUAUCGCGCAGCACGUCAUGAAGUUUUACCGCGCCGAGAUCUUUGACAACACCCUCCGCCAGGACAUGACCUUUUUCGACAAGCCCGAGAACAACACGGGUGCGCUUGUAUCCCGUGUGGCGUCUGAGCCGACCAGUCUGCAGGAGCUGCUGUCGAUCAACUGCGUCCUCAUUCUCAUCACCGUUGUCAAUGUCCUCUCAAGCGUCAUCCUGGCUCUCUGCUACGGAUGGAAACUCAGUCUUGUCCUCGCGCUCGGAGGACUCCCCGUCUUGAUUGCAUCCGGCUACAUUCGCAUCCGUCUUGAGUUCAAGUUUGAGUCGGACACGGCCGAUCGCUUCUCCAAGAGCAGCGGCCUUGCCUCGGAAGCCGUCAUGGGCAUCCGCACCGUGUCUUCCCUCGCCCUCGAGCAGGCCAUCAUCACCCGCUACCACGACUCGCUGCAGCACAUUGCCGCCAAUGCCAUUUCUGGCCUGGGCUGGAAAAUGUUCUUCUACUCGCUCAGCCAGUCCAUUUCCCUGCUCGUCAUGUGUCUUGGGUUCUGGUACGGCGGCCAGCUCGUAUCCACCGGCGAGUACACCACGUCGCAGUUCUACGUCAUCUUCAUCGCCAUCAUCUUCUCCGGCGAGGCCGCCGCGCUCUUCUUCCAGUACACCACGAGCAUCACCAAGGCCGGCACCGCCAUCAACUACAUCCUACGCCUCCGUCGCACGCGCAUUCUCUACGACAGCGACAGCGAACAGAAACCCAGCGAUGCGGAAAAGUCCAACGAACCUAUCAAGGGCAAAGAGGUCAUCUGCGACAAUAUUCACUUUGCCUACCCGCUACGCCCCAGCCUCAAGGUCCUGCGCGGCAUCGACAUUGGCAUCCGGCCCGGCAGCAUGGUGGCUUUUGUCGGCGCCUCGGGCUGCGGCAAGUCGACCAUGAUUGCGCUCCUGCAGCGCUUCUAUGACCCGACCUCUGGCCAGCUGCGCCUCGACGGCCUCGACGCCAAGGAGUACGACCGCUCGCAGUACCGCCGCGACAUUGCGCUCGUGCAGCAGGAGCCCGUGCUCUACCAGGGCUCCAUCCGCCACAACAUCUCGCUCGGCAUCGAGUACGGCGAGCCGUCCGAGGCGGACAUUAUAUCCGCGUGCCAGCAGGCCAACGUGUGGGAGUUUGUCUCGUCGCUACCCGACGGCCUGCGGACCACCUGCGGCAGCCAGGGCCUGUCGCUGUCGGGCGGCCAGCGGCAGCGCAUCGCCAUUGCGCGCGCGCUGAUCCGCGCGCCGCGCCUGCUGCUCCUCGACGAGGCCACGUCGGCGCUCGACACCGAGUCGGAGAAGGUGGUCAAGGAGGCGCUGGACCGCGCCGCGGCCGGUCGCACCACGAUUGCGGUUGCGCACCGCCUCAGCACCAUCCGCGACGCCGACACGAUUGUGGUGUUUGGCAAGGGGCACAUUGUCGAGCGCGGCACGCACGAGGAGCUCAUUGCGCAAAAGGGCGUGUAUUAUGAAAUGGUGCUCGGGCAGUCGCUGGACCGCGAGGCUUAG
This is a messenger RNA of Akanthomyces muscarius, 3813 nucleotides long. RefSeq lists its product as uncharacterized. Gene Ontology annotation, cellular component: membrane. Lineage: Eukaryota; Fungi; Ascomycota; Sordariomycetes; Hypocreales; Cordycipitaceae. The record is from RefSeq and is a predicted model, not a curated record. The transcript has 5 exons. Gene Ontology annotation, molecular function: ATP hydrolysis activity; ABC-type transporter activity; ATP binding. The coding region runs from base 1 to 3813 and encodes 1270 amino acids. Gene Ontology annotation, biological process: transmembrane transport.